AUGGCUCGUGAAAUCAAAGACAUUAAGGAAUUCGUUGAAUUAGCUAGAAGAUCAGACAUCAAGUCUGCCGUUGUUAAGGUUAACAAGGCUUUAAACGCUAACGGUAAGAAGAUCAAGCAAACCAAGUUCAAGGUUAGAGGUUCUAGAUACCAAUACACCUUAGUUGUCAACGACGCUGCUAAGGCCAAGAAAUUACAACAAUCUUUACCACCAACUUUAGAAAUCAAGAACUUAUAA
Molecule: messenger RNA, 237 nt
Organism: Debaryomyces hansenii CBS767
Lineage: Eukaryota; Fungi; Ascomycota; Pichiomycetes; Serinales; Debaryomycetaceae
Gene: RPL38
Product: 60S ribosomal protein eL38
Exons: 2
Coding region: 1-237 (78 amino acids)
Biological process (GO): protein-RNA complex assembly; translation
Cellular component (GO): cytosolic large ribosomal subunit; ribosome
Molecular function (GO): structural constituent of ribosome
Source: RefSeq, a predicted model, not a curated record